AUGGCCCACCGCUUCGUCAUCCAGUCGAGUCCUCCCGGCAGCCCAGGAGAUGAUGAGCCAGCGCCGUCGACACCCAGCAGGCGAUACAAUGCCGGCUUCUCCUUUCUCGGCGAAAAUCCCUCCACCACGCCCGCCGGUCCACCGCCACCUUCCUCGGUAGCCUCCUUCACGCCCGCCGGCGCGCCGUCGGAAUCGUACCUGGGCAGCUCCAUUUUGCACGGUACCGGCACGGGUGGAAAACCGUUCAGCUUCGGCUCGCAAUCGCAGGCCAGUGGGAAGAGUCUCUUCCACCAGAGCGAAAGCUCCAACGCACCACCUCGCAGGAGCCAGAGAAUGCCAUCGACCUUGAGCAGGCAGUUCAUCGUCGAUGACGACAUCCAAGAGGACCAGGACGCCGAGGGCGAGGAGGAGCUGCCUCCCUACGCCGGAGGACUGUUCAAGCGGUCAAACAGGGCCGUCGACCAAGGCGAUGACGUCGACGCCGAACUCGAACGAUACAUCGAGGAGGAUAUAGAUGCCGAAGGCGACACCCAGGAAGAACCGCAGUCGGAGUCGGAAAUGUCCCAGGACGGCUCGGCAGACCUGUUCCUUAACAUGCGACAUGACGACCGAGCGUACGGAGAGCCGCUCAUGGGCGAGGGAGACGAUUUGAUCAUGCUCAACACGCCGGCGGCCAAGAACAAGGUUCGCAAGGAGGCACAGAGCCUCGUCCGCCGACCGGCCCGAGCCGGAAACGGCCGCCGAGAACCGCUGUUUGACUCGAUCGCCCGCGAACUGUACGGCCAGCAAGAGCCGGCGCGGAUCACCGAGCCGGCCGACCUUGUGCUCAAGACGGAAGAGUUGGUCUGCCGACUCUACUACGACGGCGUCGGGACCGAGGACGACGCGGAGAAGAUGGACAAUUCCCUGGCAAACAUCACCCACCGGCUGCUGAGCCUGUGGAACGAACAUGUCGAGGCCCUCCCUCAGCCAGAGGGCGAAGAUGUUGCCACCGUCGGGCCCGGCUCGCAGGCCGAGCUUUUUGAAAAGGCCGCAUACGUCGCCGAAUUGAUGCUGAGAAUGCACCACACUCGAUUUACCGACGACGCCGACGACGACAAGACGCCACCCCUGCCCGACAUCCUGUUCGAUUGGCUGCAGACAAACCACAACCUCUAUCCCGACCAGGUCCGAGAGAUCGGCCGACACAAGCCUAGCCCCGCCUGCCACAGCCUGUACUGGCCGACGCUGCGCUGCGCGCUUCUCCGCGGCGACGUGGCCGGCGCCUCGCAGCUUCUGAGAAACGCCGGAUGGGAGAAUGUUCGGCGAGGACCUCGGGGGGACAGGGCGUACGCGGGUCAGUCACUCGACAACAUUCGUCGGUUCGCGGGCGCGACCUGCGACAUGCUCGAGCAGUGCCCCGCCAUCAAGUCGGACUGGGACAUCUACAGCAGCGGCUGGACCUUGUUCCGGGUUCAGGCAAGGGGAUCCCUCGACAGGUUGACCCUCUUCGCCGAGGGCAGCGAGCCUCAGGCCGGAUCGGUGACGCCGAGCUACCAGACAAUGUCGACGAUGGCGAGGAAGGCGUCGAGCCAGAUCCCCUGGGACGUCUACGAGAACCUGCAAGUCGUUUACGGCAUCGUCCUCGGCAGCCACGAAUCCAUCAUGGACACGGCCCAGGACUGGUGCGAAGCCACCAUCGGCCUGUUCGGCUGGUGGGAUGACGGCACCCAGCGAGAGAAGAGCCUCCGGCUGUCCGGCUUGGCGUCCUCCCGCAUCGCCGACUCUGCCGACUAUUUCGACCGGCUGGCGUCUGCGUUCCACACGGUGCUCGAAUCAGACAUGAACCCGAACGCCAUGGACCCGGUCGAGGUGGCCAUCGCGUCGGCGUUCGAGGGCAACGUCAACGCCGUCAUCGGCUGCCUGAGGACCUGGUCACUUCCGAUCGCGACGACCGUGGCCGAGAUUGCCUCCCUCGGACAGUGGCUGCCGCCGGCCGAGACUUCAAAGGCGCUGCCGACGGACACCCUCGACAUGGACGACCUCGCCCUCUUGGGCGUCAUGCCGCCGACGAUGGAUGACAUGGACGGAAUCAAGGACACCACCAUGGUCAUCUACGCCCGCGAGCUGGCCGGCAUCGAGCACCUUUCGGCGCAGAGGGACGGAUGGGAGAUUGCCAUCCAGGUGCUCGGAAGGAUGGACGUGCCGCAAAAGUCGGAGGAGACGGUCGGCGAGCUGCUCCGAGACCUGCUGGCGAGGCUGCAGGUGGACUCGAGCGCGACGGUGGACAAGAUGUGGAGAAUACUGAACGAUCUCGGCAUGCUGACGUUUGCCGAAGAGACGGCAGAGACGUUCGCCGACAUCCUGACCAGGGAAUCCCACCGAUACGGCGAAGUUUUGUGGUACUACGCCCUGUCCCAUCGUACCGAUCGCGUGCGCGAGGUGCUCAACCUCCUCAUGUCCUACUCGCUCGUCCAGUCGACGGCCUUCCCCGCAGACAAGGACCUCGACGAGGACCUCGGGAACCUGCUUCGGAAGCGGACGGAGACGCUGGAGCAGCGAGCGAAGCAGGACCUCGAGGCGGCGCAGCUGCUGGGCCGAAUGCUCAGCGGCUACGCGACGCUGCGCAAGUUUUACGAAAUCAGAGACGGCGUGCACGCCGACAUGCCGGCCUCCAAGGUCGUCGCCCUCCGGAAGCAGGCCGCCUUUGCGCUCGUCGCCGUCAUCUCGAGCGCCGACGACAACAUCCGCGGUGGUCUCUACGACGAGAGUCGCGACGCCGUCGUGAGCGAGGAUUUCAUCCUCGCCCUUCUCGGCGAGGCAACCGUCUUCAUCAACCAACCGGUUGCCGUGAUUUCGCUCGAGCAGAUCGACAUCCUGCUCAAGGCCAUCGAGGACGUUCAGACGGUAGGCUCGCGCGUCUACAAGACCUGCGACGAUUUCUUCCACCUCGUGCUGUCGUCCGGCCAAGGCUUGAAGGGAUCGACGCCGGCGGAUCUCAUGAACAAGUCGACGACGUCGCUGAGCGGGAGCAGCUACGUCAUGAGCGGCAGCUCCAUGCUGGCCAGCCACCUGCACAAGUCCGUCUCGUCGGCCGGCAGGGUGCACCGCGGAUGGGACUGGAGAAAGGGGCUGCUCGUCAACACGACGGGAGAAGCGGUGCUGCGGAGGAUGCGUCUGGGGUUGGCCAAGGAUCUUGCCGGUCUCUGGCUGCAGGAGGCGGACAGCGUUGCCCUCUACCAAUGA
Drechmeria coniospora is the source of this 3225-nucleotide messenger RNA. RefSeq names its product nuclear pore complex subunit Nup85. The record is from RefSeq and is a predicted model, not a curated record. Gene Ontology annotation, biological process: mRNA export from nucleus; positive regulation of DNA-templated transcription; protein import into nucleus. Lineage: Eukaryota; Fungi; Ascomycota; Sordariomycetes; Hypocreales; Ophiocordycipitaceae. Bases 1 to 3225 code for a protein of 1074 amino acids. The transcript has 2 exons. Gene Ontology annotation, molecular function: structural constituent of nuclear pore. Gene Ontology annotation, cellular component: nuclear pore outer ring.